AUAGCGAGGCUCAGUGUCCAUCCAGACGUGGUAGAGAGAGGACGUGUGCCGCGGUGCUCCUCGCUGGGGGGGGGUAUAUACAUUUCCAAGUAUGAUCGUUUCUCACCGGAUUUGAGCGACUCUCGGCGACUUGAAGUGUCCCUUAGAUAUGAUGGUGUUAGCACGGGCAUUGUGGGUACCAUGUGUGAUAUUUCAAGCCUUGCAAGUGACUUCAGCGGCUCUCUGUCCCCCGUCUGCUGUUCCUAUCAACUGUAAAGUGGAAGUUGCUGGAGAAACUUCUACUUAUACGUGUGAUGAAGGCUACACGUUAUUCGGACCUUCCACGCGAUCUUGCAACCCCGCUGGGAUCUGGGAUGGGAACCUACCGAUUUGUGCUACCAACAUCGCCUACCUUCGACCGGCCAACCAGAGCUCAACCACAAGGGGAGCAGAGCCGUUCAAAGCAAAUGAUGGGAUAAAGUCUCACUUGCACGAAGGAAACCAGUGUGCUGUUACCCAGGCUGAGACAUCCCCGUGGUGGAAGGUCGAUCUACUACAAGAAUACACGGUUGUUGUGGUUAUCGUCACUACAAGGGCGUGCUGUGACUCGCCCGCACUUAUGAACUUGGAAAUUCGGGUUGGAAAUUCGCUUGAUAUUCAGAAGAACAGGCUAUGUGCGUGGGAGCCUGGAAAAGUGGAGGAGGGGAGUAAUGUCAAAUUCGAAUGCGCUCUACCGCUGAAGGGCAGAUAUGUCAUAUUGCAAACGGCCGGUCGAGAAAGUGAGCUAUCUCUCUGCGAGGUGGAGGUCUACAGCACGGAGGAGUUCGCGAAAGAAUGUUCUGUUACAGCUGACAUCAAGACCAUUGGGGUAUUUAACAAGACCUGCUAUCAAUUCAACAGCGACGAGAGACAGCUUUGA
Eriocheir sinensis (Chinese mitten crab) is the source of this 898-nucleotide messenger RNA. RefSeq names its product fucolectin-like. Lineage: Eukaryota; Metazoa; Arthropoda; Malacostraca; Decapoda; Varunidae. The record is from RefSeq and is a predicted model, not a curated record.